AUAAUCGAUGGAUCAAAAUGGCAGAAAAUAGAGAGGCGGAACAUGUUUCCACCUCAGAAUCGGAGCAGAGUGACUUCAUAGAGCCAGAAAUAAGACGCAAGGAUAUCGAGGAACCUUUCAUUAAUGUCGACUACGAGGCACUUGAGGAAUAUGACAGUCAGCCAAGCGGGGUUAUCCACGAACUAGUUCGACAAAGCUCGCAUGACGACACUAAAAAUCAGUCGUCCAAUGACGAAAUCUCAGGCGGCGAAGAGGGUCGGUCUGAAAGCGAACAACUUAGUAGUGAUGUUGAGAAGGUGAAAUUGGUACCUCAGGAAAUCCCAGAGGAGGAGCUGGACGAGACACAGACAGCAGAGUGGAGACAAAGGAAGAAGCAUAUCUUUAUCUUGAGUGAAUCUGGAAAACCUGUCUACUCAAGAUAUGGAAAUGAGGACAAACUUGUAACUAUUAUGGGACUUUUACAAGCUUUAGUUUCAUUUGUUCACGAUUCAAACAAAGAUAAUAUCCGAUGUGUCAUUGCUGGUGAUCACAAAUUCGUGUUCCUUGUUCGAGAUCACCUGAUUCUAGUGGCGGUGUGCUGCAGUGAGGACUCCCAACAUCAGCUUCUACAUCAGCUCUCUUAUUUAUACAACCAGAUACUCAGUGUACUGACUCACUCAACUUUAAAUAAGAUAUUUAAACAGAGACGUAAUUACGAUCUUCGGAGACUGUUAAGUGGAGCAGAAAAAUUCCUGGAUAACUUGUUAAAUAUGAUUGAUAGUGAUGCUAGUUUUUUAUUGGGAGCUGUGAGGUGUUUACCUCUAGACUUUCAUGUCAGGGACCAGAUAGCACAGACUGUAGUACAACAAGCCAGGGUCAAGGACUUGGUGUUUGCACUGAUACUGGCCGACAAUCAGCUUGUAACACUUGUCCGCAUGAAGAAAUACUACCUACAUCCAAUGGAUCUACAUCUAAUCAUUAACCUAGUCAACUCUUCUGAGUCCUUCAAGGCCGCGGAAUCCUGGAUACCAAUAUGUCUUCCCAAGUUUGACUCCAGUGGGUACCUUCAGGCACACAUAUCGUACCUGGACGAGGGGUGUCAGACUUGCCUACUCCUUUUGUCGGUGGACAGGGAGUCUUUCUUCACUCUUUCUGAAUGCAAGAACAAAAUACUGGAGAAAUUAGAUAAAUACAAUGGUCUUAAAGCAAUCAGUGAUUCUGUUGCCAACACCAGUUAUAGUAUUCGGCAGUGUGGCAUAUCGGAUUUACGGCAUUUCCUGUAUAAGUCACGCUCCACCGCUCAGUUCACUAGUCCCGAGAUCGAGGCUCCAUACCUCAAACCUGAGGAACAGGAAAGACUGUUUGGUCUGUACCUGUAUCUCCAUCACAGGAUCCACAUGACUGACCGUCCACUGAAAAUACUGUACCACGUAGGGCAGCAUGAAACAUUACUAGGAUGGCUAACUCAAGGGUUUGAACUCUAUGCAGUAUUUGGACCUCUGGUUACAAAACCUGUUGCCAUAGCAGCCAUUAACAAACUUCUACGGUGGAUCAAGAAAGAGGAGGAACGGUUAUUUAUUUUAAGCUCUGUCACUUUUUGAUAGAAACUAGUUUUUAGAAUAAAAUGUCUUGGUGUAGAAUUAGAAGAAUUUUUGUGUGGAAUAUAUUUAAAAUGAACAUUUGUUUCUCAGUGGCAAUUUUAAAUCAUGGUUUUAAAACUUCGAAUGUAUUUUAUUUAUAGGAAUUUAGGGAAGGGAGUCCUUCAUACAAGGAUUUGAUUUGUUAGCACUAUAAAAUAUUAGUAAUAAUUGAUAAUUCAUAUAAGAUGUUUGCUCAAAACAUUCUGGACAGGAUAUUUUCACUUAAAUUACGUUGCAUUACUGAAAAUCUACAGUACAUUUAGCGUGUUCCAAUAAACCAGGAAGGAGUUAUAUUCAUAUCUUAACUACCAAGGUUGUUAAACCUAUACAAUUUCACAGAAUAUACUGUAUUUACAUUGUGGAGUGCAGAGCAAAAUUUCAUGAGUAAUUUUUAAUUUUGGAGAAAUUAAUACAUGUAAUUUAGCAUAAUCAUGAUAACUGAUUGUAAAUUAGUUCAAGACCAGUGAUUUAAAUAUGUUAAAAUUAGGGAUGGCAAUUGAAUAUGGAAUUGCUAAUCAUUUUAUCGCAAGAGGUUCCAUAAACGUUUUCCUAAUACAUUUAUGUUUUUUUUUUCUUCAAGUAAGUUCCAUUUAAAUACACAAGAUGACUUUAAAGACAUUAGCAAUAUUCUGUUUAUGCUUGAUCAGAAUUCUAUAUACAUGCACUAGUAUAUUUUUUUUCAUAAGCAAGGAAACAUUGAGAAAAUCUUAAAACAUACCUGAGAUAUCAAUGACAUUGAAAUUUUUCGACCAAGGUCAUUCUGCAUUGUCACCAUAAUUAGACCAGAGUCUGGACUGUCAUUUAAUUUACACCGUAAAUUACAAAAUACACACGUAAUUUGACAGAUAACUGCAAAGGAUAGACAGGGUAAGAUACACAUUGUAAUUAGUUCACAGUACUCAGCGGUGAUUUCAAAAAUAUCAUUGAAGAAAUAAGACAGGAUGGGUGAAGAUAUGGUGUUUAAACAGUAAUAAACGCUUCUAAAACUGACCAAUUAGACAAACGAUCUCAAUCUGGAGUGCCAUAAUUAAUUACCUCCAAAUUAGCUGAAAUAAAUACAUGAAAACCCUAUCUUAACAACAUUCAGAGCUUUUUUAUUACAUAUUACAUUGUAAAUUGAAUCUUAAGAAAAUUGUGUUCAGCUUUACUCAUAUUUUAAUUUUUUUUUUUUUUUUUGACUAACUGAUUACAGAUUUUCUUACUAAUUACCAUCAUUUCGACCAACGUAACAAACAAGAUAAUGGUUUCAAAUUGCCAUCCCUAGUUCAAAGAUGUACACAAUGCAUUUUUUUGGUCAAAGUUCUUGAGCUUCUUGUUUGGAUGGGACCUUUGGUAUCAUUUCUUCCUUUAGAUUCAACAAAACGUAUACUUGAUCCACAAACAAACUUGUCUUGACUCGUAGAUCUUGUGGUGUAUUUGUAUGACAUUAAACUUCCAAUAUUAAGUACCGUAUGUAAUACUCUCAGUGUCAGAAACACAUUCCAGGACAAGCUGUACAUAAAAUGUUUUUUAUUAUCAUCAUACUGUUUACAAACCCUCUGUUGACUAUAUUGAACACAUAUUUAUUAGCCAAAUAACUGAUUUACUGUGAUAAUAAUUAUUGAAUUGAAAAAAAAAAAAAGAUAAUGCAUGUUGGAGAAUCUAGUUUAAAGAAGAGAACUGCAGGAAUACGGCAUUGGUCAAGUUAAAUAUGGUAUUUACUGCAUGAUUAAACUGAUAUAUAUACUGUACAUAUUUUGUACCUUUAUCACUGACUGACUAAGAAGAUGAUUUAGUUUUAUGGUGAUUUCAUGAACAAAUCUGUAGUUUAAGCUCACCUGAGCCGAAGGCUCAAGUGAGCUUUUCUGAUCGAAAUUUGUCCGUUGUCUGUCAUCAUUGUCGUCGUCGUUAACUUUUCACAAUUUCAUCUUCUUCUCAAGAACCACUGGGCCAAUUUCAACCAAAAUUGGCACAGAUUAUCCUUGGGUGAAGGGGAUUCAAUUUUGUUCAAAUGAAGGGCCAUGCCCUCUUCCAGGGGGAGAUAGUACAAAACAGUGAAAAAUUAAUGACAUCUUUUAAAAAUCUUCUUCUCAGGAACCAAUGGGCCAGGAAAGAUGAAACUCGUGUGGUAUCAUCUUCAGGUGCUGUAGAUUUCUGUUUGUUCUAAUCAUGACCCCCAUGUAGGGUGGGGUCACAAAGUUUUACAUAAGAAUAUAUAGAAAAAAAUCUUCAAAAAUCUUCUUCUCAAGAUUGAUCAUAUUUAUGUAAAAGCAUCCUCAGGUGGUAUAGAUUCAAGUUUGUUUAAAUCAUGACCCCCCGGGUAGGAUGGGGCUUCAAUGGAUGAUCAAUUUUUACAAAGGAAUAUGUAGGAAAAAUCUUUAAAAAUCUUCUUCUCAAGAACAGCAAAGCCAUGAUUGGUCAUGUUUAUAUGGAAGCAUCCUCAGGUGAGGUAGAUUCAAAUUUGUUCAAAUCAUGAUCCCCGGGGGUAGAUUUGGGCCACAAUGGACAAUCAAAUUUUUACAUAGGAAAAUAUAGGAAAAAACUUUUAAUAUCUUCUUCUCAAGAACAGCAAAGCCAUGAACGGUCAUAUUUAUAUGGAAGCAUCCUCAGAUAGUGUAGAUUCAAGUUUGUUCAAAUCAUGACCCCCUGGGAAUAGGUUUGGGCCACAAUGAAAGUUCAAACUUGUAUGAAAAAAGCUACAGUUAGUCAAAAAAAUAUGUAAGCAUCCUUAGUUAGCGCAGAUUCAAUUUUGUUCAAAAUACCCCCCCCCCCUUUUAGGGGUAGGUCAGAACCACUUAUGCAUUUAAGCUUUUUAAUACUGAGCUGAUUUUUGCUUUUUUUUAGCCAUUGUGCUCAGGUGAGCAAUGUGUCCAUGGGCCUCUUGUUUGAGUUAAGAAUACCUGUUUCUAAUUGAAUAAAUGUUAUACAUGUAUGUGUAGAAGAAAGAAAAUACGAUUUUUGCAAAGAAUUGGUGUACAAUUUUAUUUCUUUUUAUAAGGUGAUGUUUUUUUUAGUCAAAGUCAAUUGGAAAAUGUACUGUUGUUGGAAGAAAAAAAAGUUCACAUUGUACUAGACCUAUUAAAGUGAUACUUUUGAGAUUAA
Saccostrea echinata is the source of this 4700-nucleotide messenger RNA. Its product is annotated as vacuolar fusion protein MON1 homolog A-like. NCBI's taxonomy places the organism in Eukaryota, Metazoa, Mollusca, Bivalvia, Ostreida, Ostreidae. The coding region runs from base 18 to 1580 and encodes 520 amino acids. The transcript is spliced from 7 exons. The record is from RefSeq and is a predicted model, not a curated record. Gene Ontology annotation, biological process: vesicle-mediated transport; protein targeting to vacuole.